Messenger RNA from Ostrinia nubilalis (European corn borer), 4007 nucleotides. It is a transcript of the gene Ndae1, whose product is annotated as sodium bicarbonate cotransporter 3. Gene Ontology annotation, molecular function: sodium:bicarbonate symporter activity; monoatomic anion transmembrane transporter activity; solute:inorganic anion antiporter activity. Gene Ontology annotation, biological process: bicarbonate transport; transmembrane transport; regulation of intracellular pH. The record is from RefSeq and is a predicted model, not a curated record. Gene Ontology annotation, cellular component: plasma membrane. Bases 430 to 3942 code for a protein of 1170 amino acids. The transcript is spliced from 13 exons. NCBI's taxonomy places the organism in Eukaryota, Metazoa, Arthropoda, Insecta, Lepidoptera, Crambidae.
UGGAACCGCACUUGUAACGUUAGAGAAACGCCUUUUAAAGUCUCAGUGGUGGAAAAUGUAAUCAAAAUACCUAUAAAUAACUCAAUAGCAGUGACUGUGAAAGCUUUAAAAGAUUAAAUUACGAUUUGGGAAUUUUCUAUUAAAGAAGUUUACCUAAGUCUAAUCGAAAUGUCACGUCAAUCGAAACAUUCGAUAAAGAAAAACGAUUUCGAAUCACAUCUGGAAUAAUCCAUCGCUUUGGAGACUUGACAUAAAGUUGAGUUAAUAAAUCUUAUAAAUAAAACCGAAUGAAGAAUUAUUAUUGAAAAUAUUUCAAAACCUCAAAGACUUACGAGGUAGUAAGGUGUAUUUUUCUUUGCACCUGCGAACUCCUGAAAACAGAUGUUACAGUUUGAAAAUCCAAUUGAAGUGUACUGAUUUAUAUCUAAAAUGGUGUACAAAAGUGUUUACUUCAAGGACUAUCCUUACGAGUAUUUGCGAUGCAAGACUGAUGUGCAGCCGUGGAAUAUGGAGACCAGGGCUGAUGAUGAAGAGGCUCCCACUGACCCAGCUGCGAGGAAACAAACCCAUCACGAUUACACUGAACAGGAUUUUGAAGGGCACCGGGCUCAUACAGUCUUCGUUGGGGUCCACGUGCCGGCCCGACGACACUCCCAUAGGAAACACAAGCACCACCACCGCAAUGGGGAUAAGGAUGCUGACAGGCCAGUAACACCACCAGCGCAAAGAGUACAAUUUAUACUUGGUGAGGAUCUUGAUGAUGGCACCCUCGAAUCACAUCCCCUGUUUUCUGAGAUGGAAGAGCUGGUUAAGGAUGGAGAUGAACUGGAAUGGAAAGAAACAGCACGAUGGAUUAAAUUUGAAGAAGACGUGGAGGAAGGUGGCAAUAGAUGGUCGAAGCCUCACGUGGCUACGUUAUCUCUUCACUCACUCUUCGAACUCCGAAGCCUAAUACUAAACGGAUCAGUUAUCUUGGAUAUGGAAGCGAAUUCUCUAGAACAAGUAGCCGAUCAUGUUCUGGACAGCAUGGUAGCUGACGGAUCUUUAGGAUAUGAUAGUAGAGAGAAAGUGAAAGACGCUUUGCUAAGAAGACAUAGGCAUCAACAUGAGAGGCGAAAUCACAAUAACAUGUCACGACUACCUUUGAUCAGGUCUCUUGCUGACAUUGGACGGAAUCAUUCUUCUUGUAAAAUGGAUGAAGGCGGUUCUACAAGUGGACACUCCCACAAAGGAGAUUUCAAUCGUUUCCUAGGCAUCCCCAAUGCGGGUUCCGGCCAUGAUGAAGGUAUGGUGAAAAGCCCCAGUAGUCUUUCAAUGCAAAGAAACCAUAGUUCUGGUGAUCUACCAAUGAACGGUGAUAUAAACCACAAAAGCAACGUGAAUUUUAUGCGUAAGAUACCACCGGGGGCUGAAGCUUCUAACAUAUUAGUCGGUGAAGUAGACUUCCUUGAAAAAACUCUCUCAGCUUUCGUCAGACUUAAAACUGGAACUAUAAUGGGAGAUCUUACAGAAGUACCAGUACCGACUCGAUUUAUGUUCGUGUUAUUAGGACCACCGAACAGUAAUUCUAGUUUCCACGAAAUCGGACGGGCAAUGGCUACAUUGAUGUCGGAUGAAAUAUUUCAUGAAGUUGCCUACCGCGCAAAAAAGAGAGAUCACUUGCUAGCUGGUAUAGACGAGUUUCUGGAUGCUGUAACGGUCUUACCUCCCGGAGAAUGGGAUCCAGCAAUACGUAUUGAACCUCCUGCUGCUAUCCCUUCUCAAGACCCCCGAAAACGGCCAAAUGAUAAUAAUCCAAAAGACGAACCUGAUGAAGAAGAAGAGGAACAGAGACAGAGAGAAGAAUCAGGGUUAGCAAGAACUGGAAGACUGUUUGGAGGAUUAGUUAAUGAUCUAAAAAGGAAAAGGCCCUGGUAUUGGUCGGAUUUCAAAGACGCAUUAGCAUUACAAUGUAUAGCUUCCUGGAUUUUCCUCUACUUUGCCUGUCUAUCUCCUAUCAUUACUUUUGGAGGUUUGUUAGGAGAGGCAACUGGAAAGAACAUGGCAGCCAUGGAAUCUCUCGUAUCAGGAUUCGUAUGCGGCAUGGGCUAUGGGUUUUUUUCAGGACAACCUUUGACAAUUUUAGGAUCUACAGGCCCUGUAUUAGUAUUCGAAACUAUAGUGUUUGAAUUCUGUCGACAGCUGGGUUGGAAUUACAUGUCAUUUAGGUUUUGUAUUGGAACAUGGAUAACUAUAAUACUGAUAAUUCUGGUAGCAAUAGAUGCGAGUGCAUUAGUCUGCUACAUCACGAGGUUUACCGAAGAAAACUUUGCUACUUUAAUCGCGUUUAUAUUUAUUUACAAGGCAGUGGAAAAUGUUAUUUCUAUCGGCAAGAAAUACCCUCUAAAGACACGCCCUGAUGAAGUUCUCAAUUAUGAGUGCUACUGUUUACCAAGUAAUUACUCCAGAGUGCCCGAGCAGUUUAAUUGGUCGUUAGUCGACAAGGAGUCUUGUCAGCUUUAUAAUGGUACUCUGGCAGGAGGAGGAUGUGAUACGAAAGUUUACGUGCCGGACGUAUACUUGAUGUCGAUCAUUUUAUUCUUGGGAACUUUUACGAUAUCAAUAAUUUUAAAGGACUUCAAAAAUUCUUUAUUUUUCCCAUCUAAGAUCCGAAGUGUCAUCAGUGAUUUUUCUGUAAUUAUUGCAAUCCUAUCAAUGUCCUUCUUAGAUUACAAAGUGGGUGUUAAAACACCAAAACUUGAAGUGCCGUCUGAAUUUAAGCCUACUCUCCCGACACGAGAAUGGGUCAUAACACCAUUUAAUGGAAACCCUUUUUGGUCCGCCAUCAUUGCUAUAUUACCAGCACUUUUAGGCACAAUAUUAAUAUUCAUGGACCAGCAAAUAACUGCUGUGAUAGUCAAUAGGAAAGAGAAUAAAUUGAAGAAAGGAUGUGGUUACCAUUUGGACUUGUUCGUCUUAGCGAUCUUGAUACAGAUUUGCUCGAUUAUGGGGUUGCCAUGGUUUGUGGCGGCUACAGUUCUAAGCAUCAACCACGUGAACUCCUUGAAAGUAGAAUCUGAAUGUGCAGCUCCAGGAGAAAAGCCCCAAUUCUUAGGAGUAAGAGAACAAAGAGUGACCCAUAUUUUGAUAUUUUUAACAAUAGGCUGUUCAGUUGUGCUGACUCCAAUAUUGAGCCAUAUACCGAUGCCUGUACUUUUUGGAGUUUUCUUAUACAUGGGGGUUGCAUCUUUGAAAGGGCUUCAAUUCUUUGACAGAAUUCUGAUCAUGUUCAUGCCGCAAAAAUAUCAACCUGAUCACAUGUUCUUGAGACAGGUGCCAAUACGUCGAGUCCACAUUUUCACAGCAAUCCAAUUGACAUGCCUUAUUUGCCUUUGGGUGAUAAAAUCGUUCUCGUCCACCUCCAUUCUGUUCCCGCUCAUGUUGGUAGUAAUGAUCGGAAUCAGGAAAUCUUUGGAUUUCUUUUUCACUCGACGAGAAAUGAAGAUCCUGGAUGACGUAAUGCCAGAAAUGACCAAGCGGAAUCAGGACGAAUUACGGGAGCUGGGAGACGCAGAGGUAACGAACAAAAGCAAUCCUCCGCCGUACCAGGAAAACCUACAAAUCCCGUUGAUCAAUGGUAACAUAAUGAACAUACCAUUAGCGUCAAUAAACAUAUCGGAAGAGGUAAACAAGACGGGAAUAUGGAAACAAGUCAAUAAUGAUAACAAGAACAAAAAAGGCGAAUCGAAGGAUUUCAAACACAAAGGAGGGAAGAAAAAUAUCAAGCACAAGAAACUGAUGUCCAAAACCACACUAUCCGAGAUUGAGAGGCGUCUAUCAACCAUGGAUGAGGCGGAUGAAGAGGAUUCCACGAAGAACGAAGUAAGACGCAAGGAGUCGUGGAGCGGAAGUAGAAAGGUUGACUCUAGGAAAAAUAGUACGUCAGCUGAAACUUCGGUCUAAAGCAUUUGUAUUUAAAUGUGCCUUCAUGAUAUAACCUCCGGCAUGGUAAGGCUUGAACUGUAUGA